GUCAGUUUUGUCAUGUCGGUAAAAUAAAAUUUGGGUUUGUUUUGAUUCUAAUAAAAAUUAAAAAUUCUGUAAAAACAAUACGCACAAAAUAGGUACAGAAAAAUCAAUUGUUAAUUUUAAUCCAUUUCGAUCACUUAGUACUAACCUUUUCUUUAUUUAGUUUGUGCGCUAUAAAAAAACCGCAAAGUCGGCAUAUUCAUAGGUAUUUAAAAGCAUACAAAAAUCUGUGAUUCAUCUUCUGAACUAGUGACUAACUUGAUCAACGCUCAUUUUAUUUGUUUUAUACUCGUGUGUGGUGAAAUCAACUAUUUUGAAAAUGCAACUAGAACACAGAAUUAUCCAUCUUGACUUAAAGGGCGCUCCAUGGAAGGUUCCAUACUUAGAAAAGGUAUUACUAAGAGCUAAGGCAUGGGGUGCCACAGGAGUGCUGUUUGAAUGGGAGGACACAUUCCCAUACACGGAUGAGUUGGUCACCCUGGGCAGUAUCACUGGGUGUGGGGGCGAUGGAAUGUACACGAUGGAUGAAGUCCAGCAUAUGAUGCAAUUUUGCAAAGAAAAUGGCUUGGAAGUGGUCCAACUUGUCCAGACAAUAGGACACUUAGAGUUUGUACUCAAGCACCCAGCAUUCACACAUCUACGGGAACUACCCGAGUCUGCCACCUCGCUGUGUCCGUCCAAACCACAGUCACUUGCGCUGGUUUGCUCCAUGUUGGACCAAGUGUUGGACGCUCAGCCCAAUGCUAACUACCUACAUAUAGGAGCUGAUGAGGUAUGGCACACAGGAGUGUGCCCAGAUUGCAAGAAAAGAAUGGAAGGGAGUGUCCAUGGUGUGGCCUCGCUUUACUUAGAACACAUACAAAAACUAGCCUUAUUUCUUAAGAUGAAACGUCCAAAUUUGACUAUCUUGAUGUGGGACGACAUGCUGAGGUCAAUGAGUUUGGAUGCAUUGGAGUUCUACAAGCUAGGCGAGCUGGUUCAACCAGUACUAUGGGAUUACAACGUGAGCCAACAUUUCCACAUACGUCCGCGUCUGAUGGAGAUCUAUCGCGUGUUGUUCCCCAAAGUAUGGGCAGCUUCGGCAUUCAAAGGUGCCAGUGGUGAUACCAAGGCGAUCGCGCCUGUCAGCAGGUAUGUCAGCAACCACGUGGCUUGGAUGAAUGAAGUACAAAUGUAUCCUGACAUUAAAUUCGCCGGCAUCAUCCUGACCGGAUGGUCCAGAUACGACCAUUUUAAGACACUUUGUGAAUUGCUGCCCGUGUCGUUGCCGAGUCUGGCCAGCUGUCUGAGGACUGUUACAAAAGUAGACGACAGACCUAUGGAAUCCCUGGUGUCCGACUGGUUGCCGGCGCCGGAGUGGCCGGGCGCGGCGCUGGCGCGCGGCGCGCGGCGCGCGGCUGCGCUCGCGCUGAGGUCUCACCACUUCGUUAUUGAGCAAACGAACGAGGAUCUCGAUCUACAUCCAACUAAUUCCAACGAUUCAUUGAAAAAUACCGACAACACUACAGAAUUACUCAAAGAACUUUAUGCCGUGAAAGAUGAAGUUACAAACUUACUUUCCGAGAUAACGGGAAAAAGAAGCACAGAAGAAUGGGUGCAGUUCAAUAUUAUGCCUUCUAUAAAAAUGCUUACAGAAAUUGAAAACAGAUCGCUUAAUAUAAGUUUGCCUACUACUGAAGAUUCAAAUCAGCUUUAGUACAGAAAAUGUAGACAGAGACAACCAUAAUACAUCGUCAUAUUUUCCUUUUCGCGCUAAUACAUGAAAGAGAAACGUACGCGAUGUACACGAGAAGAAACGGGACAGAGCGAUCAUAUGUUUUGUCCAUCCUGGUGUCUCGGUUUUUACAAGGGCAGCCUACCUAUAUCUGUCUCAUGUGGCUACGCUAUGAUUUUCUUUGUCUUAGAUGGAAAAUUAUAGGUAUUUAUAUUUUGUAUCGACAGAAUUCUAGUGUAUUACUUAUAUGUAAAAAAAAUUACACUGUAUUUCAUUGCUAGCUAUUCUGUGUACAUAAAAGUAAAAUAUAAAGAACUUAUUUAUUCAUGAAUAAAUAUGAUUUAUACAAAA
Molecule: messenger RNA, 2062 nt
Organism: Plodia interpunctella (Indianmeal moth)
Lineage: Eukaryota; Metazoa; Arthropoda; Insecta; Lepidoptera; Pyralidae
Product: hexosaminidase D-like
Exons: 11
Coding region: 317-1693 (458 amino acids)
Biological process (GO): carbohydrate metabolic process
Molecular function (GO): hexosaminidase activity
Source: RefSeq, a predicted model, not a curated record